AUGUCUUUUGAAGAACCCAGACCCUUGGAGAGCGGCGACACUGCUUCUUUGGCUCCGCCAGCUUUAGAGGGUGCUCCUGUUGAAGAGACGAAUGUUUUACCGGCCGAUGAAGAGGCGUUCGACGAGGGCGAACCUGAGGUUGAGGAUGGAGAAAGUCUGUAUUCGCACGAGGAAGAGCGAGAUGUUGCGGAGAAAGAAGACAGUGCCACUCCUGAGGUUCAGACUGCCCCAAAUGAAGAUGCCAGCGAGGGAUUAGUGGACUCAGGAAGUGCCGAGACUUCUGCAUUUGUUCCAGCAACGGACCGAGACGAGGUCGAAAUUGCGGAUGCAGCAAACCAGGAUUUUGAGAAAGAGGCUGCUGAUGCAGGGGCUGCUACCGAAGACUCUCCAGAUUCAGCAAAAGAAACCGUUGAGGACACUGAGGGUUUGCCACAGCAGAAGAACUAUGGGCCACAAGACAGUUCUGAAGCCAACGAACCAGGUUCCACCGAAGAUGCCACACCAGCUGAAGUGAUUCAAAAUACCGUAUCAGAAAACGUUGAAGUGGAACCUAGGAACCAAGUAGGUGAAGUUGAUGUUGGUGCGACUCUUGAACAAGAUUGGCCAGAGCAUGCGAACGAGGAGCCCACCAUCGUGCCGGGACAUUCUGAACAGCCCAAGCCUUUCGAUGUUAACAAUUUCACGAACGGUGAUCGACAAGAAGAUGUCGACUACGAUUUGUUACAAAGACAGGCAACCGUGAUCUUGCAAAGUCACCUACUAGAGCUGCCCCAAUUUCAACGAUUGUCCGACUCCGAGAAACUGAAUGCAGUGAUAACCUUCCUAGACUCAAGCUCAGAAACUGCCUUACCUUCUAAAAGUUUGGCCGCGGCUCCACAAGCGCAGAUGGCUCAAGAAGCAGCAGGAAGACCUAAUCUUUUGCAGCCUAUGAGUCCUGCGGAACGCAAGCGCUAUAAUGAAUACCUGAGGGGAGAAAAUCGCAUCACCGAAAUUCAAAAUAUUCCUCCUAAGUCCAGGCUAUUCAUCGGAAACCUUCCUUUGAAGAAUGUGGCUAAAGACGACCUAUUUCGAAUUUUUUCACCCUAUGGACACAUCUAUCAGAUCAACAUUAAGAAUGCCUUUGGUUUCAUACAAUAUGACAAUCCCCAGUCUGUAAGGGCUGCAAUCGCUGGUGAGUCCAACGAGAUGAAUUUCGGCAAGAAGUUGAUCCUUGAGAUUUCCUCUUCUAACAGUAGACCUCAAUACGACCACGGCGACCAUGGAACCAACAGCAGCUCUACAUUCAUCUCUUCUUCCAAACGGCCAUUUGAUGAAGACGAGGAAGAAGAAGACAUGUACAGCGAAAGUCAAAAACGAGGCAAACGCCGUGUACCUGAAUGUCAAAUCUUUGUCAAGAGAACGGCGGACAGAUCUUAUGCAACCGAGGUGUUCAACAGAUUCAGACAGGGAAGCGGUUUGGAGACUGACAUGAUAUUCUUGAAGCCUCGCAUGGAGCUGCGUAAAAUGAUCAAUGAUGCAGCUUACGAUGGCGUUUUGGGUGUGGUUCUGGUCAACAAGACUCGUAAUGUAGAUAUUCAGACAUUUUACAAGGGCUCCCAGGGUGAAACCAAGUUUGAUGAAUAUGCAAGCGUGUCUUGCGAAGAUGCCCUUGCCAUUUUCAACAACCUCAAGGGUAGUAGAAAUGGUCAUAUGAACAUGCCUCCACAACACGUCCCUCAGCAGCAGUAUUACGGCGGAUAUAAUGUCCCGGCACCUGCGGCUCCCCCACACCAGGGCCAGGCCUACAUGCAACAGGCCUAUGGAGCCAUGGCUCCGCCUCCACAGGCUUAUGGUGCACCAGCACCUCCUCCUCCUCAAAUGUCACAGGGCUAUAGCGGAUAUCCGGGCCAUCCGAUCCAGGCUCCUCCCCCUACGCACAUCUCUCCUACACCUGCUGCUGUACCUCCUAUGGGCGCGACGCCUCAAGUUGAUCAACAACAGUUGUUCUCGGCAAUUCAGAAUCUGCCUCCAAACAUAGUAGCCAAUUUGUUGUCGAUGGCCCAGCAACAGCCCCAGCAACAACAUCAACUGCUUGGAAUCAUUCAGUCUAUGCAACCACAGGGAACCCCCGCCCAGGGCCCUGUGCCUGGCCCAGGUACUUAUACAGGGUUCCAGCCUAUUCCGCCUCAACCCACUUCCAAUUCUCCUCAGCCAGGCCCCAAUAUCUCACAAGCUGUUCCACACCAGCAAGCACAUAUCCAGCCAGGAUCAUUCGUGCCUUCGCCUAAAAAUCCUCCGGCCCAAAAUCCGGUCCCACAGCAACAAUCGCCCUCGAUGUCUGGUAACAAUAACGUUCAAAGUCUUCUUGACAGUCUGGCUCAACUACAGCAACGGUGA
Lachancea dasiensis is the source of this 2376-nucleotide messenger RNA. Lineage: Eukaryota; Fungi; Ascomycota; Saccharomycetes; Saccharomycetales; Saccharomycetaceae. The record is from the annotation of a GenBank genome assembly.